AUGCCCAAGAAGAAGGCCGCAGCGAGCGGCACGAAUCGCUGCUUCGGCGACGACAUCCUCCGGCACGUGCUGUCCUAUCUGCCGCUGGACGAUGCCCUGCAGACCUGCGUGCUCAACACCAGGUGGCGCGACCACUGGAGGCACACCACCGACCUGAGCCUCAUCUUUGACGACCUGAGCUUCGAGCGUUUCAAACAGCUGGUCAAGCUCUUCAUCCAGCUCCGCGGGGACUCGCCUCUCGACAAGUUUGUGAUCCUCGCCUAUCCUGAGAGUGACGAGUGCACGUACACAAACACCAUGUUGUUGAUCGAGUACGCUCUGAAGUGCCAAGCUAAUGAGCUCAUGGUCUUUAGUCAUCACUCUUACGACACAUUCGUACUCGGCGUGCCUCUCAUCUCCCAGCACUUAAAUACCAUACACCUUCGCCUGGUUUACCUAGAAAGCUCCUCUCCAGAUUUUUCGCACUGCCCGGUAUUAGAGUAUCUAAGGAUAGAGCUGUGUAGAAUUAAUGCACGCAGGAUAUCUUCCAAAUCGCUAAAGCGCAUGUGCAUUACCGACCAAUGUUCCUUCCCGGAGGACUUCCACGUUCGGAUAUUUGCCCCUGGUCUUGUCUCACUGCAACUUGAUGAUUUUCGCGGCUUGACACCUUCCCUUGAAUACAUGCCAUUUUUAGUAACAGCUUAUGUUGGGCUUGGCAUUCUAUGCCCUGAACUCAAGGACCGUAGUUCUCAUGCUUAUCCUGUUGCAGAGGGUGUGAUUCUCCAUGGUUUGUCCAAUGCUGUCAACUUGGAGUUGAUAGCUGAUUACAGAACUGAAAAGCUUGAGAACACUAAGAAACUCAUUAGUGCAAUGGGAGCUCAAGAAACAAUAGAACAGUCAUUUGUGUGUGCCUACCUUAAGGUUGUCAACAUUGAAUGUAGAAAGGUUGAUGAUGGGAUUCACAAGAUUGUCAACAUCUUGACUACAUGUGGAGUACUUCGUCAGCAAAUUAGCAUCAAGAACCCACAUGCUAACUCAAACUGUUUCAGCUUCCAGAAGCACGAGCAACCGCGGUGGCGUACACCAUUGGCGCCUGAGAUGUGUGCUCAGUCGUGA
Molecule: messenger RNA, 1095 nt
Organism: Aegilops tauschii subsp. strangulata
Lineage: Eukaryota; Viridiplantae; Streptophyta; Magnoliopsida; Poales; Poaceae
Product: F-box protein At5g03100-like
Molecular function (GO): protein binding
Source: RefSeq, a predicted model, not a curated record